AACAUUGAUGAAUUUCAAGAGAAAGUUGAGACUAAGGCACUUACGAAAGAGCAAAAAAAAAAAAGCCAAUGUAUUAAUGAUAUCUGUAAAGUCAUGGCCAAGAUCUACACAAAAAGACUAUCAAUAUCAUGAUCAGAAAGUGUGUAUAAUACCAACAUGCUCUUUCCUUGUUUCGAAGCGAUGCUUGCUAUGAUAAAGAAAAAUCAACACGCGCCAUAUUUUAUUCCUGCUGAAGAUGAGCUUGCUGCAAUGACAAUCCUGGAUUCAAAACAGACAAAAGAAAAUAUACAAGGCAGACAAAAUUAUACGCUUAGCGGAACUCGACGAUCUAGAAGUCCUUGUCUUAGAAACAGCAGGCGCUUUUGGUCAUGAAGACCAUGAAAAAAUAGCCUUUGACAACUCAAAGGGCAUUUUUACUUUGCUGGCGAUCCUAGAAACUGUAGCUGACAACUAUAAAUAUGCGUCUGUGGGAGAGUUUAGAAAGCUCAAACUCUAUUUCGUGCAACCAAGCGGUAGUAAAUAUUAUAAUCAACGUUUUGCUUACUUGUACUAAUGAUAUUAUUUAGUGGAAACUAGACAAGCGCAUCCGUCUGUGGUCAAUGCAAUAUGCCAAGCGCGGAUUGUACAAUUUCGUUCCGGAGAAGAAAAUCUUGUUGAGUGAAGACUUCAUAGAAAGGGAAGAAUCAUUGGUUGAUUUUCUCUUGAACUUGAGGGUAUAUUCCUAAACCUAAACAAUUGAGAGAAAGAAAAAGAAUAAGAAGUUUAGUUUAAUUAUUUAGAGCCUAC
Molecule: messenger RNA, 786 nt
Organism: Gilbertella persicaria
Lineage: Eukaryota; Fungi; Mucoromycota; Mucoromycetes; Mucorales; Choanephoraceae
Exons: 2
Coding region: 157-372 (71 amino acids)
Source: RefSeq, a predicted model, not a curated record